GACUGGAGUCCCGCCUGCGCCUUGGUCUUGGGGCUGUAGGUGCCGAGUCUCCCGCCCAGUCAGGAACCGACCAUGGCGUCCUCUACGCCCAGCGGAGUGGUGGUAAUCGUUGGCAGUGGACUCAUUGGGCGGAGCUGGGCUAUGUUGUUUGCCAGUGGAGGCUUCAAGGUGAAACUCUAUGAUAUUGAGCAACAGCAGAUAACAAAUGCCCUGGAAAACAUCAGAAAGGAGAUGAAGUUGCUGGAGCAGGCAGGUUCCCUGAAAGGCUCUCUGGGUGUGGAGGAGCAGCUGUCACUCAUCAGUGGCUGUUCCAACCUCCAGGAAGCAGUAGAGGGCGCCAUGCACAUUCAGGAAUGUGUUCCAGAAAAUCUAGAACUGAAGAAGAAGAUUUUUGCUCAGUUAGAUCGCAUCAUCGACGACAGAGUGGUCCUAAGCAGCUCCAGCUCUUGCCUCCUGCCUUCCAAGCUGUUUUCUGGGUUGGCGCACGUGAAGCAGUGCAUCGUGGCUCAUCCUGUGAAUCCACCAUAUUACGUUCCGCUGGUUGAGCUGGUCCCACACCCUGAGACAGCCCCUGCGACGGUGGAUAGAACCUACGCUCUGAUGAAGAAGCUCGGACAGUCCCCGGUGCGCAUGCUGAAGGAGGUAGACGGCUUCGCCCUGAACCGCCUGCAGUAUGCGAUCAUCAGCGAGGCCUGGAGGCUGGUGGAGGAAGGAAUUAUAUCUCCCAGUGAUCUCGAUCUUGUGAUGUCGGAUGGGUUGGGCAUGCGCUAUGCAUUUAUCGGACCCCUGGAGACUAUGCACCUCAACGCUGAAGGCAUGUUAAACUAUUGUGACAGGUAUGGUGAAGGCAUGAAACGUGUCCUGAAGACUUUUGGACCCACUCCAGAGUUUUCUGGGGCCACAGCUGCAAAAGUUAACCAGGCCAUGUGCAUGAAGGUUCCUGAUGACCCAGUGCACCUAGCUGCCCGAAGGCAGUGGAGGGACGAAUGCCUCAUGAAACUUGCCAAACUGAAAGGCCAGAUGCAGUCCCAGUGACUGUCUCGUAAUACACCUGUCACUCCUCUCAUUGGAAGCCCUGUUUGGGAAAUUAUAAGCACUUAAUCAGAUCUCUCUUAAGCAAUCAGAAGCCCAGCUGUCCUAGCAAGAUGAUUCUGAACUUGGUCCCCGGUGUUUAGCCUGGGUCUCUGGCCCCUCUGGGCCAUACCGUUGUACUUGGGUGUGACCGCACACUUGCACUCUGAGGGCUGUGGAUUUUCUGCCACCUGGGCAAAUAGCCUGAAGAUUUUUACCUUUUAUUCUCAGUGUGAUUACAUGUUAUAUUUUACAGCCAAUGAUUGCAGUUUCAUGUUAUUUCCAUCUGUAGCAAAAUAUUUUUAUGAUUAUCUUCUAAUCUCUUUCUGGCCCUGAAUUUCUGAAGUGACUGCCUUCAUUUCGGUAAUACUUACUCAGAAUAAAAGUUUUUGAUUCCA
Messenger RNA from Tupaia belangeri chinensis (Chinese tree shrew), 1469 nucleotides. RefSeq names its product crystallin lambda 1 (gene CRYL1). NCBI's taxonomy places the organism in Eukaryota, Metazoa, Chordata, Mammalia, Scandentia, Tupaiidae. Gene Ontology annotation, biological process: fatty acid metabolic process. The record is from RefSeq and is a predicted model, not a curated record. The transcript has 8 exons. Bases 73 to 1035 code for a protein of 320 amino acids. Gene Ontology annotation, molecular function: NAD+ binding; L-gulonate 3-dehydrogenase activity.